Messenger RNA from Entelurus aequoreus (snake pipefish), 1294 nucleotides. It is a transcript of the gene tmem70, whose product is annotated as transmembrane protein 70. The record is from RefSeq and is a predicted model, not a curated record. Gene Ontology annotation, cellular component: mitochondrial membrane. The coding region runs from base 26 to 823 and encodes 265 amino acids. NCBI's taxonomy places the organism in Eukaryota, Metazoa, Chordata, Actinopteri, Syngnathiformes, Syngnathidae. Gene Ontology annotation, biological process: mitochondrial proton-transporting ATP synthase complex assembly. The transcript is spliced from 3 exons.
CAGCCUUAAUGAAGUCACUUCCGGGAUGGUGUCCCCUUGUCCCUCUGGUGUUUCCGUAGCACUUCCGCAUUUAGCUUCCCCACCCCGGACUUCACUUCGUGUGUUUAAUAUAUACUUUUAUUGUUAUUUAAAAAGAAACAUGUUUAAUGUCAGGAGUCUGUGUAAAGCCCGUCUUUGUUUCAUCCCGAAAUUGUUGAGUCGAACUCACGAAUCACCUUCGUUGGCGUCUUUUUGCAGCGGACUGACCGGAAGUCCUCUUCAUGCGGCCAGAAGGACGCCGCUUAUACUUCAGCACACCCGCUCCCACACACCAUGGACCGCUAGUCUCUGCACCGCGCCUCGGUCUGACCCCGGGGACCUGAUCUACUCCGGCACUCUGGGGGCUGCAGUCCGUGGUGUGAAGAUGUUCUCCUACAGCACCAGUGGGGCGAGUCUCUUCCUCAUGCCGCAGAUCCUCUUAAAGACCGGCCUGGGAGUCCAGAGUCUGGCUGUGCAGGCGGCCUUCUGCGGCAUCAUCGGCUUCUUCACCUUCCUCACCCCGGUGUUCCUCCACCUCAUCACCAAGGGCUACGUGGUCCGCCUCUACCACAACCCUGACACGGACACUUACACCGCCGUCACCUACAGCGUCGUCCUCACCGAGCGCCGGACGGUCUUCCGUCAGGACCAGGUCCGGGUGCCGGCCAUCAGCAAGAUGUUCACCACCUUCUGCGCCGACAACACAGGGCUGCUGGUCAACCCGGACCUCUUUGCCGCCCCCCAGGACUACAACCACCUGAUGGGCUACGAUAAACCCUUCACCUUCACCCCGGACGACCAGUGACUCGGGAGUCCUCCUGUUCAAUAAAGACAUGUCCAGAGAAAGUUCAGGUCUGUUAAGUAUUGAUUUGACAUCUCUAAAUAGCAUCGCUUUAGAGAAAAGCAAGUCUACGCUGCUAACAAAAGAAGGAAGAGGGAGAGAGAGAGAACGGUUUAGAGAGGAGCAAGUUUAUGCUGCUAACAAAAGGAGGAAGAAGGAGAGAGAGAGAGAGAAAGAACGGUUCAGAGAGAAGCAAGUCUACGCUGCUAACAAAAGAAGGAAGAGUGAGAGAGAGAGAGAGACAAAGAACGGUUUAGAGAGAAGCAAGUCUACGCUGCUAACAAAAGAAGGAAGAGUGAGAGAGAGACAAAGAACGGUUUAGAGAGAAGCAAGUCUACGCUGCUAACAAAAGAAGGAAGGGUGAGAGAGAGAGAGACAAAGAACAGUUUAGAGAGAAGCAAGUCUAUGCUGCUAACAAAAGAAGGAAGGUGAGAG